UAAGGCCGAGGCCUACCAACUUAGUAUUAUUGAACACCAGCGGCUUGUUUGUGGUGUUUUAUUUUCCUCUUCUGGGUCUCCCUCAGACAACAAAGACGUGGUAGGAAUAUUAUAACGGAUCCACAGGGAGCCUCACAGCUGUUAUGUGGACUGUGGAGGAGUCUUGAGAUGUGUAGAGGAUCCCCAUCUCAAGGUCACUAUCCUCAUCUUAAGGUCAACUCACCAGGCUGAGAGAGACUACACUGAUAACACAGGUAUCUACUCGACAUCUAAACAAAGAAUCUACAAUAAUGUCCACAUGGUGCAUGGUGUUGGGAUUGAAGUACCUAGUAACUUCUUACACUUCAGCGGACAGUCUUAGGAAAAUACUGUUGGAACAACUACUUUAUUGAGACAGAAGACUUUGGAGUCACUCUUCCCGUUGAGUAAGAGAGCAUUUGGUUACACCUCUUCGUCACAUCUUAACGCUACGGAGGAGACGAAGGCAUCCAUCUCAAGACCAGAUGCUCUUGGCAUGUCUGCAUUCCACCUCAACACUCAAGAGACCAUUGAGAGCGGAGAAAACAUUUGAAGUUGUGGUCCCGUUACUGGUGACGACUGCAACUUAUUUGAGUGACUUGUUACUUGAGCCACUUAGAUUGGAUCAGCCCUGAAAAUGAAUGCCCCAUUCGCUAACCCCCUUGAGAAAAGCUCCUUCAAGACAACGUCCUCUAUCAGCUACGUAGCACCAGGCUCUAUCAUGUCUGCCCGUCGUGAGAAGUGCACUGCACAGCAGAGGAUGUUUGCUGAACCAGGGGUGCCCGAUAUUCUCCAAAAGAAAGACCAAGGUGGUGAGUUCUCAACCUCCUCUUUACUCAGUGAAGGAGUAGAGGAGAAAGAAGACAAAGCUCCACUGCUCAAGUCUCAUUCUUGCGAGGAGAAAAUUUCCACCACUACGUCUGAGAAAACCUCCUUAAGGUCCUCCCAAUCAAUGCCUUUAAGACGCUCUUCAUCCGACUUGCAGAACCUCCAAGACAAUACUGACAAAUUAGAACGACCACAAAAGAGGUCUAAACCCCAAAACAUCCCUUCUGGCAUUCUCAAUUUACCGAGCUUUGAACAAGCCGUGGAGGGAGAGACAAUGGCUAGGUGCAUUGCCGAGAUGGCCCGCCACGUUGACACCAAGGCAAAAGCUGCUGAGAAGAGCCGUCAGUACACAUACAACUUAGCUCACGGCUUUAGCCUGCGAGACCCGAUCAAGUAUGUCUCUGGCUCGCCAGGUCGUGCUGAUUCUCCUAGAUCACUUUAUUACAUACAGAGUCCUCCUCCAAGCUCUCAUCCAAAACCUGCUCUGAAAAGACACCUCGAUGUACGCAGGCAGAUGAGCGCACCUGUUGUUGGAAAGAACCCCCCACCACCGAAACCUCCACGAAGGCAUCGUUCAAUCACAACAGACUCUCCCGACUUCUUGACCAUGUCAAACCAAGAAAGCGGACAAACUCCUGCAUCCAGGAUGCAUCAGUAUGAAAGGCUUAACUCUGAUUUGUGUGGCAUGCCAGCAGUAGAGAGCAGUGAAAGUGAUGGUCAACUUGAAGUUCCACCACCCAAAAGAAAUUCUACUGAGGGGUACAGAAUGCAGAAUAUUAAAAGUCCCAGGCAUUCCACCAAUCUCAAAGGUACCACCACAACCGAAAGCAGGAAACUAUCUGAUCAAGGCAACAGCUCACCGCAACAAAUGAGAAAGUUGAGCAAUCUGAACAGCUCGGCAGAAAGCCUCAACUCAGAUAAUCGGAAACUACUUCAAUCCGUGACGACCUGUAGACCGAGGCUGUUGCACCAGUUCUCAGAGCCGGCCUACAAACCGCAAAGUCAGGAGAGCAUCCAACUCCCAGCGGUUGCAAAAAGCAGGAAGGUGUCCACUGAGGAACGUUUCAACCCUCCGCGGUCACACUGCACGAAACUACAGAUGCCCAAAUCAAGAAGUCAGGAGUUGAUGAUAUCAUCGCCCGUCCUACAGCAGAGCUUCAGAACAUUGAGCCCAAGUCAAAACGCAAGCAACAAUAAGAGUGAAAGUCAGACACUAUCCAAGAUCCCUAUCCCUAAAUCUCUGGCGUUAUCUGCCUCACACAACGGAGAAGUCAAGGAGCCCAAAAGUGCACCAGUUAAGCCGCUGCGUUUCAACAACGCAGCUUUCAUGUUUGCAGCACGCGAGACUCACUCGGCUCCAGCGACUCCUGUCGAUAUACCAACAAAGAAACUGAGUAUGUUACCAUCCAAAAUACCGGUAUCUGGCGGUUUCUUUCCUCCCUCAUCGAAAGGAUCUUAUGUCAAACAGGCGGCAACACCUUACAAUAAAUCUGUGGAUAGUGCUGAGUCCAAGAAAUGUGCCAGUACUGGUGGCAUGGAUAAAGUAAAAGACUUUCCUGGGCGUUCUUACUCCUUAUCAAUCCCAAGCACUAGUGAUGGUCAUCUUACCACUGAUUCGAAGAUGAAAGCAAAUAAGGGAAUCGUCAAGAAAUUUACUCCAUCGCAGAAUUUUAUGAGUCGCACAAACAGUCAUUACACCUCAUUGAAACCUUGUCAUAGAUCGUCCAGAUCACAAAGCAUGGAAGACAUCUUUGAUUCAGCACCACAAAAUGAAAAAAGCAACCCUGGAGAUACUGACGGUGGGACGCUAAAAGCAGACGGGACCUACAAUACGGUUUGUAAAAGCAACAGCGGCUCUGGAUUCGCGCGCUACCUCACCCAGAUGUCCAAAUACGCCGGAGGGAAAACAGGCAAGGCCGACUUGCAAGAUGUGGCUAAUAGAUCGAGAGCUUCGCUUCCAAAUCGCUACAAGAGAAGUGAAUCGUGGGAGGGUGGGGUGAAGGAACCCUUGCUUACAGACCCCCCACAAUCUCCUAAACAGCUGAGUAUCGGCGGCAAACUGUGGGGGUUCACAAAAAAGAGCCCCAUCACGACACGGAAAUACAAACCCAACAAAGUCGGCAGCCACUCUGAUAACUCUCCCGAGUUGUCGGCCGCGGCUUCUCGAUUUGGAUACAGUGGAGUCUCAAAGAUCCAGCCAGCGUCCACCAAAAGCCCUGCGAAGCCACAGAUGAAGAACAGUACAAAAUUUGAUGGAUUGAGACGUAUGAUUUCAAGGGAAUCGUUGGAGAAGCCGGUUGCCAGGAAGAGGAAUGGAAGCUUCUCAAAGAGCGCUGACUACUAUGGAGUGUGCAAGGCGUGUGGAUUCAUUGUGGCUGUUGGAGAAGAGGUUAGCAUUCAAGACAAGAUCUACCACAAAGCUUGCUUCAAGUGUGUUAGGUGUGAGCAGUCGCUGUCGCUCAAGUACUAUCUCCAGAGGUAA
Molecule: messenger RNA, 3328 nt
Organism: Asterias rubens (European starfish)
Lineage: Eukaryota; Metazoa; Echinodermata; Asteroidea; Forcipulatida; Asteriidae
Exons: 6
Coding region: 656-3328 (890 amino acids)
Source: RefSeq, a predicted model, not a curated record